GGAGACAUUGUCAAGAUGAUCGUGUUAUGGAUUAUGAUGCUUGUUCUUCAUCAAGGACACACACUCAUGCCAGUGAUCCCAGUUGAAGUUAGUGAAUCUACAACCUUUACAUGUGCACUCCAUGAUACUGAGAUCUCUACAAAAAUCCACUGGUACAAGCAAAGACUCGGAGAUGAUCUGAAACUAAUUGUGAUUCUGCAGAAAUCUCUCACACCUCAGUUUGAACCAGAGUUUUCUAACUCAAGAUGGAAAGUUAAUAAUGAUGACAAUUUUAGCAACCUGACUAUUUUGAGUACAAUCCAAGAGGACGAGGGAAUCUAUCACUGUGCCGUCAUCGCGUGGUUUGGCAGUUCUAAGUGGAGUGGGACAUAUUUGAUCAUAAAAGGAGACAGUCAGAAGACAUCAGACUACACUGUUGUUCAGCAGUCCACAGCAUCACAUUCAGUCCAUCCAGGAGAAUCACAGACUCUCCACUGUUCAGUCUUCUCUGACUCUGAGAAGAAAACAUGUUCAGGAGAUCUGAGUGUUUUCUGGUUCAAACCUGGAGCAGAUAAAUCUCAUCCAGACAUCAUCUACACUGAUGGAAACAGACCUGAUGAAUGUGAGAAGAGAUCUGACACUCAGAAGAGCUGUGUUUAUCACUCCUCUAAGACCUUCAACUCCUCUGAUGCUGGGACUUACUACUGUGCUGUGGCCACAUGUGGACAGAUACUGUUUGGAAAUGGAACUACUCUGAUUAAUCAAGGAUUCAGCAUGUGGUCAGUCAGUCCAGUUUCUUUUCUGCUGUGCAUCUUCUUAGCUCUAAGUCUCAUUAUUAUAGCCAUCCUCAUUUACAGCAUCAAGGAAAACAACUGUGAUUAUGGCAAAGCUGCUGCUCAGCAGAAAAACUGUGGUGGUCAGAAAAGUGAACAGAAGGAUUUGGACACAUGGAUUUAUUCUGCUGUCACCUUUACCAUGGUAAAGGCUGACAGUGCAAUAAAGGAGGCCAAAGCAGCAGAGAGAGAGAGGAUCUACACUGCUGUCAAGGCUUUUGGACUGGAUUAGUGAGUCAACAGAUGUUUGGCAGCGAUUUGUAUUGAAUAAUGUAGUGUUGUUUGUUUAACUACUAAAGGGCUUUGUAUAUGCUGUAGUAUGAUGUAUCAGGAACAUUUAGUGAACAACUUGUAUCCUCACGCUUAAAUGUAUUUAGAUUACAUGCAUCUUGUUCAUCCAAGCACUUGUAAAUAAGAUUGACCUCGAGCUGAAAUGUUCUUAGUUUUAAGUUUGGCAGAAAACAUUUGUUGCAUCUCUCGUCCUCAUUUCACCUCACUCCUGUCUACAAUGUAACCAAAACAAAUAAAUACUUUAAAAACUAUUUGUUUUAGAGGCAAAGGAAUAUUUUUUUCAAGCAGUAAUGUAUGAACUGUGCUGUUCCUAAUUCUGGAAGGUGAAUACAGAUACUUGUUUUAAGUGGAAAUAACAGAACUCAGGUUUUUAUUGGGGCAUCAUUUGUCUUAAGGCACAAAGAACGUGCACAAAUGCCCUCAGCAGGAGACUUCCUACUAUGAUUUCUCAGAUCUUUUACCCACAUUUGUUGUUGAUCUUCAUCACAAUUCUCCAUUAAAAUCAAAAUGCCAACAAAGAAGCCUUCAGGUUAUUACUACCUACAGUUGUUAUGUUGUGUAUCAGUAUCAGGAGAAGGUAUUUA
Messenger RNA from Amphiprion ocellaris (clown anemonefish), 1687 nucleotides. RefSeq lists its product as uncharacterized. NCBI's taxonomy places the organism in Eukaryota, Metazoa, Chordata, Actinopteri, Pomacentridae. The transcript has 6 exons. Gene Ontology annotation, biological process: response to bacterium. The record is from RefSeq and is a predicted model, not a curated record. Bases 16 to 1044 code for a protein of 342 amino acids.